AAAUCGGGACGACGGCCAACAAGGCGACAAGCAAUUAUAGAAUUGGAUUGGAUCGAGGCGUUCGAGGAGGCUCGCGACGCCGGUUUCGUUUUAUUUUAGCUUAGCUUUCGAAGGCAUCCGGUUGUGCAUUCUCAUCGCGGAUCAUCGCGACGAUUGCAGAUCGACGGGUCGACGAACAGUUGAUAAAAAGGGAGCGCAACACCAACCGUCAUCAUGGAGGCGAUAAAGAAGAAAAUUGCGGCGUUGAAGAUGGAGAUGGACGCCGCGAAUGAAAAGGUCGAGACGAACGAGACCAAAGCUAAAUUGGAGAAUCUACGCGCGGAUAAGCUGAACGACGACGUGAGGGAUCUGCAAAAAAAACUGGCUCAGCUCGAGCGGGACUAUGAAGUUGCUAAGGCUAAUUUGGAGCAGUCUACAUCCGAUUUGGAACAAUGCGAGAAAUCGUGGUCUAGGGCGGAGCAAGAUCGUACUGUCCUGACGAAAAAGGUACAAGAAAUUGAAGCAACGCUCACGAAGAAGGAAGAACUGCGUCUUACUGCUCAGACGAAACUGGGACGCGCGUCAGAACUUGCUGACGAUGCACGAAGAAUGUGCAAAGUAUUGGAAGACAGAAGUCGGCUCGACGAGGAACGUAUGGAGAAACUGAUGCAGGAACUAAAGGAUGCUAGGUUGAUCGCCGAAGAUGCAGAUUCCAAGUCCGACGAGAUCUCGAAGAAAUUGCAGUUCGUUGAAGAGGAACUGGAGGGAGCUGAAGAAAGAGUGAAGAGCAGCGAAGCGAAAAUCGUAGAACGCGAGGACGAGCUGUUCAUCGUACAAAACAUCGUUAAAUCCUUAGAAGUAUCCGAGGAGAAGGCCAAUCAACGAGUAGAGGACUUCAAGGUACAACUGAAAGAGCUGAAGAAGAAGUUGAGGGGAGCCGAGAAACGUGCCAUUCUCGCUGAGAGGACAGUGAAGAAUCUGUUGAAGGAAGUGGAUAGGAAAGAAGAUGAACUUAGAGAAGAAAAGGAAAAGUACAAGGCGGUCUGCGACGACAUGGACGCCACGUUCGCGGAAAUGACCGGAUAUUAAGGAUCCGGAACGGAUGGAGUUUCACUUAUUUUGUUAUUCUGUGCUUUUUCCGCUUGUUUGCUACAUUUAACAUGGCCGCCAUGCUUCGGACUUCGGUCGACUGCCUACAGCUAUGCCGACUUGACACGUUCUAGCGUAUCGCGGAUGAUUCAGGAGCUUAAUGAUUCAUUUGCUACGAGGAUUACAUAAUUAACAGGCGAAUAAAUGAUCGUACAACGCUAGUUUCUUAAUACGAAGACGAAGUAGCUUACGCUGAACCGCUUUGCUUCGCCUAACGCCUUGAUAAUGCUUAACUGGUUGCUGCUAAUCGGACCUGUCUCAGAAACGAUAGUAUUCCUUGUUUUUCUUUCUUUUUUUUUUGGAUAGAAUUAACGAUAGAUCAUGUAUUUUUCUUUCAGACAUUUCGAAAGGGAUAUCGCGAUACUUGAAAACAAGCACGACUCUGUGCCCCCUUUUUAUCAUUGUAUAACGAAUCCGAAUUUUCAA
This is a messenger RNA of Nomia melanderi (Alkali bee), 1554 nucleotides long. RefSeq names its product tropomyosin. NCBI's taxonomy places the organism in Eukaryota, Metazoa, Arthropoda, Insecta, Hymenoptera, Halictidae. The record is from RefSeq and is a predicted model, not a curated record.